AUGCGAGUACUUUUGCAACAAGAUGAAACUGCAAAUGUGUUUGCGAAGCAGAUGUUAGACAUUGGAAAUAAUAAAAUUGCAGUGGACACCUCGACCGAAUUCAUCACAUUACCUACAGAUUUCUGUCACAUCACAGACUCAAAAGUGGAGCUUAUUCAGCGAAAUUUCCCAGAUAUAGCGCAAAAGUUCAAUAACCAUAAUUGGCUGGCUGAACGAGCAAUUUUAGCAGCGAAAAAUAAAGAUGUGGAGGAUCUUAAUGCGACCAUUCAGAAUUUUCUUCCAGGACAGUUGGUUUCCUUCAGAUCAGUCGACACCGUAAUGAACCAGGAUGACGUAAUCAACUAUCCCACUGAGUUCUUAAAUUCACUGGAAUCGACUGGAUUACCACCUCACAAUUUGCAGUUAAAAGUAGGAUCAGUUGUCAAUAUGCUGCGUAACAUUAAUCAACCCUUUACUAUGCAAUGGAACAAGACUGCCUGUGAAAAGACUGAUGAAUAA
Anastrepha ludens (Mexican fruit fly) is the source of this 498-nucleotide messenger RNA. RefSeq lists its product as uncharacterized. The coding region runs from base 1 to 498 and encodes 165 amino acids. NCBI's taxonomy places the organism in Eukaryota, Metazoa, Arthropoda, Insecta, Diptera, Tephritidae. The transcript has a single exon. The record is from RefSeq and is a predicted model, not a curated record.